Molecule: messenger RNA, 1176 nt
Organism: Angiostrongylus costaricensis
Lineage: Eukaryota; Metazoa; Nematoda; Chromadorea; Rhabditida; Metastrongylidae
Source: the annotation of a GenBank genome assembly
AUGGACGAGCUGCUCGUUGUGGUGCACAAUCGAGCCGAUCAUUCAAGAAGGUCGUUGUUGAUUCCAUUUAACCUCAACGACACGGUUAGAAGUUUCGAAGAAAAAAUUAGCCAGAAGGUCGGAGUUCCUCGGCAUCUACUAAGGGUACGGUCGCUUGUUGCUUUCGUCGAAAACCCAACAAACUCCGUUGAUUCCAGUGAUAGAAUAAGUACAGGUGCUACACCGGUUCGUAGUACUCCGGAGAUCGGAUCCUUUUACGUUUGGUGUAAACAGUGUGGUGACAUACAGAGGGGUAAAUUACGGGCCUAUUGUGAUAAAUGUUCCUCUUCAGCGGUGCUUUUGAGUAAUGAGCCAUCCUGUUGGAGAGAUGUCACUAAGAGCCACCAAAUCGAAGCCAACUGUGCGGAUUGUAAUUCAUCAUCGUAUGCUUUAUUCCAAUUCAAAUGCGUCUCUUGUAACCAGAUAGGAGCAGUCCUAUCGCAAGUACGUGGUAACUGGGAGCAAGCUGAUUGUAGAAUAUGUCUAGAUGUACAUAACAACUAUUUGUUCGACCUUGGAUGUCAUCAUUUAGUUUGUCGUCAGUGUUUUGAGGAAUGUCUAUUUGUUGCUUUGAAAGAAUCUCGAUUCGUUUUCCGACCAACGAUCGGCUUCACCAUCACAUGUCCUUAUCCUGGUUGUGAAAGAUGUGUGGCCGACGCACAUCAUUUUCGCGUAUUGGGUGAAGAGAAGUAUCAAACGUAUCAAAGAAUGGCUACAGAAAAGUUGAUCACAUUAGAUAACCAAGGUAGAAUUGCGUGUUUUGUCCGUACCCUGAUUGUAAUUCAUCGUUUUUCUGGGAAUCUGAAAACGAUGAUGGAAGGACGUCUUGCCCAGACUGCCUACGACUGUUCUGCCGGUACUGCUCAAUUAUGCAAGUCUAUUGACUGCAUUUGUGGCACUGACGAUCCUUCAACGACAACAAUACAAGCAACUACCAGAACUAGCGUCUCACUAGUACAGAGAGAUGUACUUACCCUAUUACGUACCUACUUAAGGAAGUGUCCAGGAUGCGGUGCAAAUACUGAGCGUUACGAAGGUUGUACGCACAUGCAUUGCAUAGUGUGUAAAAUGGACUGGUGUUUUAUCUGUGUUGCACAAUGGACAGAAGAGUGCCAGUGGAACCACUGGUUCGCAUGA